UUAAUCUCCGCCACUUCCCCCACGACUCUGCUGCUUGCCCCCCCCCUAUUCUCACCUUUUGUGAAAGAAAUCCGGCGACAGCCACUCCGGGACACUUCUUCCUCUCAUGCUCUGCUUGUCACGGAGCAUGGGGAUUUUCGCAUGUUGUUCUCUGCUUCUCCUCCUCUCCACCGCCGCAGAAGCAGGAAUUGUUGGUGUGAACUAUGGCCGGGUGGCGAACAACCUUCCGUCGGCUACGGAGGUGGUGGAGCUCUUGAAGUCGAACGGCAUCAGUCAUGUCAAGCUCUACGACGCUGACCCUUCCUUCCUCCGCGCACUGGCGGGCACCGGCGUCAAGGUGGUGGUCACCGUCCCCAACGAGAUCCUGGCGUCCACCGCGGCCCGCCCCGGCUUCGCCCUUGCCUGGCUCCAGCGCAACGUGGUCGCCUACUACCCUUCCACUCAGAUCCAGGCCAUCGCCGUCGGUAACGAGGUGUUCGUCUACCCUCGCAACCUCACCACCUUUCUCGUCCCAGCCAUGCAGAACCUCCACGCCGCCCUGUCCAGCCUCCGCCUCGACGGUGUAAUCAAGAUAUCCUCCCCCAUCGCACUUACUGCUCUCCAGAACUCCUACCCGUCAUCCGCCGGCUCGUUCCGGCCCGAACUGGUUGUGUCGGUGUUGCAGCCGAUGCUGGAGUUCCUACGCCAAACGGGCUCUUACCUCAUGGUCAAUGCCUACCCGUUCUUCGCUUACGAGGCUAAUGCCGAUGUGAUCUCCCUCGACUAUGCCCUCUUCCGGCCCAACCCGGGCGUGGUCGACUCCGGGAACGGCCUCCGCUACUACAGCCUCUUGGAUGCCCAGAUCGACGCCGUCUUCGCCGCCAUGUCCGCCAUCAAGUACGAGGACAUCAAAAUAGCCAUCUCCGAGACGGGAUGGCCGUCCAAGGGCGACGCCGACGAGACGGGCGCGGGGCAAGCGAACGCGGCCGCAUACAACGGGAACUUGAUCAGGCGGGUCCUUUCGGGCAAUGCCGGGACGCCGCUGAGGCCCCAAGCCGACAUAGAUGUCUACCUCUUCGCCCUGUUCAACGAGAACCAGAAGCCGGGCCCGACGUCGGAGAGGAACUACGGGUUGUUCUACCCAGACGAGGGGAAGGUCUACGACGUCGAGUUCACUCUCGGCGGGAGCAACGGAGGCGGCCUAAGGUGGGAGGACGUCAGGGGCAAAGGACCUUCCACCACGCUGCCACCGUCCUCUUCGAGCGGCACGGUGCGGACAAGCUCAACGGGGGAGAGCUGGUGCGUGGCGAACGCGAUGGUGGGGAAGGCGCGGCUGCAGGCAGCGAUGGACUACGCGUGCGGCGAGGGGGGAGCGGACUGCCGACCGAUCCAGCGAGGGGCGGCGUGCUACGAGCCCGACACGGUGGAGGCGCACGCGUCGUACGCCUUCAACAGCUACUACCAGAGUAAAGGCCGGGCCAUGGGGACAUGCGACUUCGAGGGGGCCGCCUACGUGGUCUCGCAGCCACCCAGGAUUGGUAACUGUGCCCUUCCGUCGGGAGCCUGAGCUGAGCUGCAAAUAAUGGAAGCGAUGGGCGGCUUUGGGUGGCUGCAUUAUAUGUUGUAGUUUGUGGUAAUUAUUGGACUAUUAAAGACCUUAACAGAGCAUGUGAACGGCAUGUGAACCGACGCAGUAGCUGAUUCACCGUCGCUCUGUUUUCCCUUAGUGGACGACAGCUAUGGCGUGGGAUUUGUUUGUUUUAAAGUUCACCAACGUCAAUGCAUGUCGUUUUGUACUCGGUACCAUUGGAUCUGAACAGUCCGUCUGCCACGUGACCAAGUC
Musa acuminata AAA Group (dessert banana) is the source of this 1822-nucleotide messenger RNA. RefSeq names its product glucan endo-1,3-beta-glucosidase 11-like. Gene Ontology annotation, cellular component: plasma membrane. The record is from RefSeq and is a predicted model, not a curated record. Gene Ontology annotation, biological process: carbohydrate metabolic process. Lineage: Eukaryota; Viridiplantae; Streptophyta; Magnoliopsida; Zingiberales; Musaceae. Bases 107 to 1546 code for a protein of 479 amino acids. Gene Ontology annotation, molecular function: hydrolase activity, hydrolyzing O-glycosyl compounds. The transcript is spliced from 3 exons.